This is a messenger RNA of Chrysochloris asiatica (Cape golden mole), 1395 nucleotides long. It is a transcript of the gene TRMT6, whose product is annotated as tRNA methyltransferase 6 homolog (S. cerevisiae). The transcript has 11 exons. The annotation marks the transcript as partial. Gene Ontology annotation, cellular component: tRNA (m1A) methyltransferase complex; nucleus. Lineage: Eukaryota; Metazoa; Chordata; Mammalia; Afrosoricida; Chrysochloridae. The record is from RefSeq and is a predicted model, not a curated record. Gene Ontology annotation, biological process: tRNA methylation.
AUGGAAGGCUCAGGGGAACAGCCAGAUCUGCGGUCUCCGCAGCCUGGAGACCACCGCAUCCGUGACGGCGACUUUGUGGUGCUGAAACGAGAAGAUGUGUUUAAAGCGGUGCAGGUCCAGCGGAGAAAAAAAGUAACUUUUGAAAAACAGUGGUUCUAUCUGGAUAAUGUCAUUGGCCAUAGUUACGGAACCACCUUUGAAGUGACCAAUGGAGGAAGUCUUCAGCCCAAGAAGAAGAAGGAAGAGCCUACUUCAGAGACUAAAGAAGCGGGCAUUGAUAAUCGAAAUAUAAUCGAUGAUGGGAAAUCUCAGAAACUUACUCAAGAUGAUAUAAAAGCUUUGAAGGACAAAGGCAUUAAAGGAGAGGAAAUAGUUCAGCAGUUAAUUGAAAAUAGUACAACAUUCCGAGACAAGACAGAAUUUUCUCAAGACAAAUAUAUUAAAAAGAAGAAAAAGAAGUAUGAAGCCGUUGUUACUGUAGUGAAGCCUUCCACCCGUAUUCUCUCUGUGAUGUAUUAUGCAAGAGAACCUGGAAAAAUCAACCACAUGAGAUACGAUACACUAGCCCAGAUGUUGACGUUGGGUAAUAUCCGCGCUGGCAAUAAAAUGAUUGUAAUGGAGACAUGUGCCGGUUUGGUGCUGGGUGCAAUGAUGGAACGAAUGGGAGGUUUUGGCUCCAUUAUUCAGCUGUAUCCUGGAGGUGGACCUGUUCGAGCAGCAACAGCAAGUUUUGGAUUUCCCAAAUCUUUCCUCAAUGGUCUUUAUGAAUUCCCCCUUAACAAAGUGGACAGUCUUCUAAAUGGGACAUUUUCAUCCGAGAUGUUGUCUUUAGAGCCAAAAGACAGUGCCUCAGUUGAAGAAAGUAAUGGCAUAGUUGAGGAAAAACAGACUUCUGAACAGGAAAAUGAAGACAACACGGUGGAAGUCCCAGAGAGCACUCUCCCAGAAGAACAAGAAACAAUGGAAAUUGUUCCUGAAGAUGCAGAAUGUAAAGAACCGAAAGAGAAAGGAAGCAAAAAGGAUUAUAUUCAGGAAAAGCAAAGGAGACAAGAAGAGCAGAGGAAAAGACAUUUAGAGGCAGCUGCUCUACUGAGUGAAAGAAACGCAGAUGGUUUAAUUGUAGCAAGUCGUUUCCAUCCCAUUCCGCUGCUGAUGUCUUUGCUGGACUUUGUGGCCCCUUCCAGGCCAUUUGUGGUCUACUGUCAGUAUAAGGAGCCACUUUUGGAAUGCUACACAAAACUGCGGGAGAGAGGAGGGGUUAUUAACCUCAGGCUUUCUGAAACCUGGCUCCGAAAUUACCAGGUUUUGCCAGAUCGAAGUCAUCCCAAACUGCUGAUGAGUGGAGGUGGGGGCUACAUUCUCUCAGGCUUCACUGUUGUCAUGGACAACCUCAAG